Erigeron canadensis is the source of this 2487-nucleotide messenger RNA. Its product is annotated as helicase sen1-like. Gene Ontology annotation, molecular function: helicase activity. The coding region runs from base 1 to 2487 and encodes 828 amino acids. The transcript is spliced from 7 exons. Lineage: Eukaryota; Viridiplantae; Streptophyta; Magnoliopsida; Asterales; Asteraceae. The record is from RefSeq and is a predicted model, not a curated record.
AUGGAAGGUGAAGAAGGCGGAGAAGUAGUAGCGGUUAAGAAGAAAAAAGAAGAGUUUUCAGAUUUUAUACUUUCAUGGUCUAUUGAUGACAUCCUCAAUCAAGACCUUUACAAAACCCAGGUGGACAAGAUACCACUUACUUUUGAUUCGGAACAACAGUAUUUCAGUUCUUUUGUUUAUCCUUUGCUUGAGGAAACACGUGCUGAACUAGCUUGCUGUUUGGAGAUCAUACAUAGAUAUCCAUCUGCUCACGUUUUUUCUAUUCACGACGCCAGGCGCGAUGGAAAAGCUGUGUAUGAUGUUAAAGUUGGUCCGUGGAGAAACAGAUCUUUUGAAUGUGGCAAACCGCCUUACCAGACAUUACCUGGUGAUCUUCUCAUUUUCAUGAAUAGAAAAGCAGAAACUGUUUCUGAUUUGCAACGACUAGGAAGAACAUGGGCUUUUUCGUUAGUUGGCAAAAUCACAGAGAAUGAUAAUGAAGAUGAUUUUGAAGCUACACCAUUACGGUUCACAGUUAAAGCUUCACAACCUCUUAAAUUCGAAGAUGGGAUGUUUGUCGUUUUCCUAAAAAGUAUUGAAAUCCAGACCAGGAUUUGGGAUUCAUUGCACAUGAAUGGAAAUCUAAACAUCAUUAAAGCGGUUCUUGGCCCUGAUUCUAUGGUUAAGGAGACUUGCGAUACUUGUUCUUUUGAUUUCAAUAGUCUUUAUUCUCAAAAUAGAAAUGUGUUGGAUAAGCUAAACGAAUCACAAAGAGCAGCAGUUAUGGUCUCCCUUGUUAAAACAGAAUGUUGUCACCAUUCGUAUGUGGAACAAAUAUGGGGACCACCUGGAACAGGAAAAACAACAACAGUUAGUGUUUUGCUAUUCAUUCUCAUGCAAAUGAACCGUAGGACUCUUACUUGUGCACCAACAAACGUUGCUCUAUUACAACUAGCUUCAAGAGUGCAGAAUUUGGUUAAUCAUUUAAAACUACAACUGCAAAUGUAUUAUGUCUUUCUAGAAAAUGAGUUGUUCAAAGAAACCCAAAUGGCAAAUCAAAAUCAAAAUCAAAGUGAAAGUAAAAGUAACAAGCUGCAAGUGAAAUCAUUCCUUGAGUUUCUGCAAAGUCGAUUUAAUUCUUCUGUAAUAACACUUAGAAGAUGCAUUCUUACAUUCUUGACUCAUGUCCCAAGAAGUUUCAUGAAGGAAUACAUUUUGUAUAGCAUGAUACAUCUUUUGGAUAACUUAAGUUCAUUUGAAUCAUUGUUGUUUGAAGAAAACUUGGUUUCAGAAGAACUCGAGCACCUCUUCACAUCUAAACCAAUUCCUAGUGAGUCGGAGGAUAUGUCUUCGAUUAAUUCUGUAAGAGCCGUGUCUAUAUUCCUUCUAAGAGGUUUGCAGAUAUCUCUUGAAGCACUAGGUCUUCCAGAUGAUGUAAAAAGACAUGUAAUAGUGGACUUUUGUUUCGAAAGAGCUUCUCUAGUAUUUUGCACGACAUCUAGUUCUUACAAGUUGCAUAUGGUUCCAAUGAAGCCUUUGAACAUUUUGGUCAUAGAUGAAGCAGCACAGUUAAAGGAGGCGGAGUCCACUGUUCCUCUUCAGCUUCCUGGGAUGAAGCAUGCUAUUCUCAUUGGAGAUGAGUGCCAAUUACCUGCAAUGGUUACAAGCAAUGUAUGUUUUGAAUCUGGCUUUGGACGGAGCUUAUUUGAGAGAUUGAGUUCUGUAGGCCAUUCUCGACAUCUACUAAACGUUCAGUAUCGAAUGCAUCCUUCCAUCAGUUUCUUCCCUAAUUGGAGGUUCUAUCAAAAUCAGAUCCUUGAUGCAGAAAAUGUGUUAUGUGAAAGUUAUGAAAAGCAAUAUCUUUCAGGACCAAUGUUUGGUUCAUAUUCAUUUAUAAAUAUUGUUGGAGGAAGUGAAGAAAAGGAUGAUAAUGGACAGAGCAAAAGAAAUAUGGUUGAGGUGGCUGUCGUGAUUAAGAUACUACAAAAUCUCUAUGAAGCAUGGAAAGACUCGAAGAAGAAUCUUACUAUAGGUGUUGUAUCUCCUUAUGCUGCCCAAGUUGUUAUGAUUCAAGAAAAACUUGCUCACAAGUAUGAGAAACUUGAUGGAUUUUCAGUAAAGGUGAAAUCAAUUGAUGACUUCCAGGGUGGAGAAGAAGAUAUUAUUAUUUUAUCGACAGUCAGAUCUAAUAGCCGUGAAUCUGUUGGAGUCAUGUAUUGUCCACAAACGACUAAUGUUGCCCUCACCAGAGCAAGACCUUGUCUAUGGAUAUUGGGAAGCGAAAGAACUCUGACUAAGAUUGAAUCUGUAUGGGAAGAAUUGGUUUGUGAUGCAAGAAAUCGUCAUUGUUUGUUUGAUGCUGAUUCUGAUGAAUGCUUGAAGAUGACAGUUAUAAAUGCAAAGAAAGAGCUCGAGCAACUCGAUGAUCUAGUUAACGAGAAUAGUAUCCUUUUUAAACAUGCAAAAUGGAAGGUAUUUGUUAAUACAUACUUUACCGAAAUAUGUUAA